AUGAGUCUUCUUCUUCUUCCUCAGCAUCGCUCCUUCUUCAAUUCUCUCUUACAGUAUACCAAUCUAAAAGAUUUACAGAAGGGGAAGGCCAUUCACGCUCAACUCCUCAGAACCGGUUCCUUCUCCUCAGUUUACCUCGCCAAUAGCCUCGUUAAUUUGUACGCCAAGUGCGGAAGCCUUGUGAAGGCCAAGCUCAUCUUCGAGAGUAUAACCAACAAAGACGUGGUUUCAUGGAAUUGCCUCAUCAAUGGCUACUCUCAACAGGGUCCCGCGGGAUCUCCGUUGGUAAUGGAGAUUUUUCAGAGAAUGAGGGCGGAGAACACUCUGCCCAAUGCCCACACUUUUGCCGGUGUUUUCACCGCUGCUUCAAGUUCGCCCGAAACUUCGGGUGGCCUUCAGGCCCAUGCGCUUGCGAUCAAGACUUCUAGCUUUUAUGAUGUUUUUGUUGGCAGUUCGCUUCUCAAUAUGUACUGCAAAAUUGGGUGUCUGCUGGAUGCUCGUAAGGUGUUCGACAGAAUUCCGGAGAGAAAUUCUGUUUCUUGGGCUACUAUGAUUUCGGGGUAUGCGAUGCAAAGGAAGGCUCUCGAGGCUUGGGGGCUGUUCUUAUUGAUGUGUCGUGAAGAGGGAAUUCAUAAUGAGUUUAUCUAUACCAGUGUACUUAGUGCACUGACGGUUCCUGAGCUUGUUGACCAUGGUAAGCAAAUUCACUGUCUUGCCCUUAAAAAUGGGUUGUUAUCAGUUGUUUCUGUAGGGAAUGCUCUUGUUACGAUGUAUGCUAAAUGUAGGUGUUUAGAUGAUGCGCUUAAGACAUUUGAAUUUACUGGUGAUAAGAACUCUAUUACAUGGUCAGCUAUGAUAACUGGCUAUGCGCAGGCUGGGGACUCGCAUGAGGCUUUAAAGUUGUUUUCAUAUAUGCAUUUUAAUGGGAAUAAGCCUAGUGAGUUUACUUUUGUUGGGGUGAUCAAUGCUUGUAGUGACAUAGGUGCUCUGGGGGAAGGAAAACAAAUGCAUGGAUAUUCCCUGAAGAUGGGAUAUGAAUCCCAGAUUUUCAUAAUGACAGCUUUGGUUGAUAUGUAUGCAAAAUGUGGAAGCCUAGUUGAUGCACGAAAGGGAUUUGAUUAUUUAAAAGAACCUGAUAUUGUUUUGUGGACUUCCAUGAUUGGAGGGUAUGUUCAAAAUGGUGAAAACGAAACUGCUUUGAAUCUGUAUUGUAGAAUGCAGAUGGAAGGGAUCUUGCCCAAUGAGCUAACUAUGGCUAGUGUCUUGAGAGCAUGUUCAAGCCUUGCUGCUUUGGAACAGGGCAAGCAAAUCCAUGCCCGUACAAUCAAGUAUGGAUUCAAUCUUGAAGUUCCAAUAGGGAGUGCUCUUUCAACUAUGUAUGCAAAGUGUGGUAGUUUGGAAGAUGGGAACCUUGUCUUUAGGAGGAUGCCUACACGAGAUAUUGUGUCAUGGAAUGCAAUGAUAUCUGGCCUUUCUCAAAACGGAGAGGGACGUAAAGCUCUUGAACUCUUCGAAGAGAUGCGGCAAGGCACCACGAAACCCGACUAUGUUACUUUUGUGAACAUUCUUUCUGCUUGCAGCCACAUGGGAUUGGUGGAAAGAGGUAAGGUCUAUUUCAAGAUGAUGCUUGAUGAGUUUGGCAUUAUUCCAAGAGUCGAGCAUUAUGCUUGCAUGGUAGAUAUUCUGAGCCGUGCAGGGAAGCUACAGGAAGCCAAAGAAUUCAUAGAAUCUGCAACUAUUGAUCAUGGUAUGUAUUUAUGGCGUAUCUUAUUAGGAGCCUGUCGAAACUAUCGCGAUUACGAAUUGGGAGCAUAUGCAGGCGAGAAACUAAUGGAGUUGGGGUCAGAAGAAUCAUCUGCUUAUGUGUUAUUGUCUAGUAUUUAUGCAGCACUGGGAAGGUCUGAUGAUGUCGAACGGGUUAGAAGGGUGAUGAAACUUCGAGGGGUGAAUAAGGAUCCAGGUUGUAGUUGGAUUGAAUUGAAAAGUCAGGUUCAUGUGUUUGUUGUUGGCGACCAGAUUCAUCCACAGAUCGCAAAUAUACGUAGAGAGUUAAGAAGAUUGAGCAAGCAUAUGAAGGAUGAAGUUCACGAAUCGCCUGAAGAUAUAGAUUCUACGGCAUUAUACGUAUGACAUUACCGACUAAUUAUUGGGUAUAUCUGAUUCAAUCCAACCCAUCUUGUUCUCACUUACCUGAUCUGUUGCACCACUCACCGCAGUAAUAAUAGGAUCAUAUUAUUUUGGACUUCUCUUAUGGCUGAGAACCCUUCUAAUUGGGACUACAUGUAAAGUCUUUGAGGAAGAAGACUGACUACGUAUUUUCUGAUUUCAUGGACCUCACAUUCAUAUUACAGCCAUGCGCAUACUGAGCUACUACCUCGCUAGUCGCUGCUGAGCCAUUCAUACUACAGCCAUCAAUAUCUGAAAGCAAGAGGGUGUUAAAUUCCUAUAUCUUGCAUGGAGUCAAUUUUGUAGAAAUUGAGAGAGUAUAAA
Molecule: messenger RNA, 2490 nt
Organism: Momordica charantia (bitter melon)
Lineage: Eukaryota; Viridiplantae; Streptophyta; Magnoliopsida; Cucurbitales; Cucurbitaceae
Product: Tetratricopeptide repeat (TPR)-like superfamily protein
Biological process (GO): RNA modification
Cellular component (GO): intracellular membrane-bounded organelle
Molecular function (GO): protein binding; RNA binding
Source: RefSeq, a predicted model, not a curated record